CGACCAUUACGUGCUGAAGCCGAACAUGGCCAUACUAUCAACAAGGCCGCUGAUAGUGUGAUGGGCUCGGCGCAUCGUUUGUCAUCAUCGCAUCACACUCGUCACACUCUUUAUCACCGAUGGACCCAGCACCGCGAACCGCACUGCGAUGGCAUCGUAAAGCACACGUUGUCUGGGUGUACGCUAUUGUGAUAGGCCUCACAGCGACGCUUGUCAUUCCCGCAGCCUCUCGGCGGGAGGAGAUGAUCCGGCUUGUGUGUCAUGUUGUCGAGCCGAUUGCAAGUAGGCCGACCAUCUCGAGGCGUGAGUCCUGGGGAGGGUUGACAGGCGCGCUUACCCGAGAUGACGCCGGAUGGGACCUCGAGACAUGCAAACGAAGCGUCAAAGUGCAGAGACGGGUGGCACACAUCAACAUGGUGUCGCAUGUGGCCUCGGACCUCCUGGGCGCAGCGACGACGGCCGCAUGGUCGAGCCUGUCCGACCGUGUCGGGCGCUGCAGGAUCUUGACAGUCGCCGUGGUCGGCCAAGCGCUGAAGGGGCUGUCGUUUCUUCACGUGCUCGUCUUCCCACAGUCCAUGGUGCGUACCGGCGGAUCCGUGCUGUACGUUGGCCCAGUCGUCGAUGGGCUGCUCGGAGGAGAGCCCCUCCUCGCCGCAGUCUACACUGCAUACCUCGCCGACGUCACCUCGGUCGACAACAUGGCCAUCAACACGGUGGGGUUCAGCACGGUGGCGGCUGCCAUCGCUGUCGCGGCGCCAAUGAUUGGGCCCGCGCUCGUCAGCGCUUCUGGUGACCGGCUGCUGCCAUUCGAGUUCACACUGGGACUGCAGAUAAUCUUCGGCUUAUUUGUGUGGUUGGUCAUUCCCGAGUCGCUGUCCAAGGAUAAACGUGACACGGCCCAGGCGGAGGCGUCUCAAGCCUCAGCAGCUCUCCAACGUUCUGGGAGACCCGGAGCAGCAGGUGACGGCGGCGCCCAACGCUCGUCCUGUGCUCGCCUCGGCCGCGUGAUCAGACGGGCUUCCCACACCCUUAUGCGGCACUCACUGGCUCCCCUGGAGUCGUUGGCCGUCUUCCGGCCUGUCCCCCGCCAACCCGGCGACACUCGCAAAGGAAGAGACUGGAACCUGUUCUAUCUCGCUUCUGUCAUAUUCCUGCUCGCUCUCGCGCGUGAAGAGAGCCCCGAAGUCCAGUACGUCAUGUUCUCCUUUGGCUGGGGCCAGGUCGAGCUCGGCCGUCGCGCCUCGCUGAUAGCCAUGUGGCGCACCGCAACCGUCUGCUCCAUCAUUCCGCUGUAUCGAUUUGUCGUCAAGCCAUUCUUGGUCAAACGUAUCGUGGCUACCGCGCACGGCGACACCUCGGAAGAGGCGCCGCUGCUCUCUGACGGCGGCGGUGAUGCAGAAUCUCUCCAGACCAGAGCUAACAUCGUCGCCGACCUCGUGUUUCUCGGCACGUCCAUCCUCAUAGAGUGCUUGGGGUACAUUGCCAAAGGCGCCAACUCGGCCGGCUCCUUUUGGCCAUAUGCCAUCGGCACAGCCGUCGCCCUUGCGGGAGCGCCUGGAUCACUGGUGCUCAACCCACUCUUGCUCGAGCUCGGACCUCCCGAGCGACCGGCAGGCCGCAUCUUUGGCGCCAGUGCGGUGCUCUCAGCCGUUGGCGGAACUCUGCUCAACUCGCUGCUGUUCAACACCGUGUUUGGAGCAACUAUCGGGUGGUACCCGCCCACACUCUUCGUCGUUGCCGCCGGCCUGUAUUUGAUCGCAUUGGUUUGUGUGAUCCUUGUGCAGGCCGCGCGGGUGCCGCGACAGUGAUACUUGUCUCCGCGCCCUAGGGAGGUUGUAUAUCUGAGGGGCUCAUUACCAUGUCCGAUAGUAGCCGAGCCGGCUACAUGCGGCCAUUUCUUGGACAACACCUUUGGGCAGC
Messenger RNA from Vanrija pseudolonga, 1920 nucleotides. RefSeq lists its product as uncharacterized. The coding region runs from base 120 to 1808 and encodes 562 amino acids. The record is from RefSeq and is a predicted model, not a curated record. Gene Ontology annotation, cellular component: membrane. Gene Ontology annotation, molecular function: transmembrane transporter activity. Gene Ontology annotation, biological process: transmembrane transport. Lineage: Eukaryota; Fungi; Basidiomycota; Tremellomycetes; Trichosporonales; Trichosporonaceae. The transcript has 4 exons.